Molecule: messenger RNA, 2644 nt
Organism: Agrilus planipennis (emerald ash borer)
Lineage: Eukaryota; Metazoa; Arthropoda; Insecta; Coleoptera; Buprestidae
Gene: boss
Product: protein bride of sevenless
Exons: 6
Coding region: 261-2498 (745 amino acids)
Biological process (GO): visual perception; G protein-coupled receptor signaling pathway
Cellular component (GO): membrane
Molecular function (GO): adenylate cyclase inhibiting G protein-coupled glutamate receptor activity; sevenless binding
Source: RefSeq, a predicted model, not a curated record
AAACAGUCGUUAAUUCGUCAUCAUUGUUUGUAUUCUGCACACUUUGGGGCUUCAGUUUCUACCCAUUUUACCAUAUUGAUCGAAGCCGACGCCGAAUAACUCAACCGUAGUUCCGGUCGCUGGUUAUUUUGUAGAAGAACUUGGCGAUUACUACAAAUUAUACAAUCAUUUCAUUUGCGACUGCACUUAUACGAAGUUUUUUGUUUGUAUUCUAGUUGUUUGUGAAUGCGAAACCACGAAAAGACUUAUACGUUAGGAGAAUGGUCCACAAUUGUUUAUUAUUGUUAUUACUUUUGGUAAAAUACCCAACGUUGGCAUCAUCUGAAAACGCCGACAUUUGUAAAAAUUCAAACGAAGACACGUUGGUUCCUGGGGAUGUGUUUAUAAAUUUACUGGUGUCAUCAUGUGAAGAGAACGAAUUCAAUACAUUAUUCGAGCCACCAACAGAAACUUAUGUAGAAAGCGCAUCUUGGGUAGUUUCUCAUCUCAACAAUCUCAAUUUUACUCACCCGUUUGUGUUGGGACUGAAAACUUUCGAAAUUUGCAACGAGUAUGAUUACCAAAAAACAAUCUUCGACGCCUAUAGCCUACGAGAGAAAUCAAAAUCGUUAGGAUUAAUUUCAUUCGAAGAGAUCUUGGACAAGGAUUUAGAAUUCAGUAAGAUGUUAAAUGUCACAAUCACACGCGUAGAUAAACACUGGAAUUACCUUGUCAAAGCGAGCGUGAGGGUUAUAGAAAAUUUAGACUGGAAAGAACCUAUUACCGUUAUAUCGGAGAAUGAAAGAAUUAUCAAAGAAUUUAACAAAUUAGCCAGGAGGUCAUGGAUGUGUGUCGAGGAUGCGUUUGUAUGGAGAGGAGAUAAUUUACCGAAAAAGGAUGAUGGUUUAUUGCUGGUAGUUUUUGGUAGCAGUCGUUUUAUAAACACAGUUUUAAAUUUUAAAAAAUACGUUUAUAGAAAGAUUCUGGUUGUACCAUUGGAUGGAUCCAAUUUAAAAGAGCUUCCAGCUAACACAAUAUUCAUCCAAGAGCCGCAUUCAAAACAAUCCGACCAAAACUCCACUUCUACUUUGAAACCGCCUCAAACACCACUCCUGUUAGACGUCGCCAACGUGAUACUAAAUUUCGUUCGAUCGUUCCUUAUGGGCAACUGCAGCAUCGUUAAAGAGGAUUGUUCGAAACGGUUUCAAAAAGAAUACAUUCCGCCUUUCAAAAUCAUACAAACAUUGAAACUGGAAGAUGUUAGAGACAUAUUCAGUUACAACGUUUACCAAACAAAAUGGUACCAUGUUAAAACUGGCAAUGAAACUCAACAGACGAAGACCAUAAACAAAUUGUUUUCGUAUAACAUUUUCGAAAAUAAUUUGGUAGAUUCGGAACAUAACGCUUCUUCCUCAACAAAUGUUUCUAAUAGACAUGUUAACAUGUGUUCGACCACGUUGGACGAUUGUUUACAGGACUGUGUCAACAUUAGGGAAAAAAUUGUCCAGAAAUCUGUGUUAGGGUCUCGAUUGUUCGGAGAUAUAAUCCUGCGGUCUGAGUCCUGGCUUUACGGUUUCGUUUCUAUAGCUGUUUUAGGAAUAAUUUUCUGCAUUUCAACUCUCAUAUUCUUUGCAAUAUCGAUGAUAAAAAGGAUAGUUUUUGAAGGCAACCCUGCCAUAACCCUUCUCUUAAUCCUUUCCAUCAUAAGUAUUUAUUGUUCAAUAAUCCCUUUCACUGUGGUUGGUGGAAACGAUACGGGAUACUUCAUCUGCUUGUACAGGACCCUUAGUGUCUCAUUGAGUUACGCUGCUGCAUUUUCAUUGUUACUCUCCAGGUCCAUAGUCCUUGCCACAAUUUCUAAGGAACUGGGGUAUAUGUCCCACGCUUCUGGACCAGUCCAGGCUUUCCUGUGUUUAUUUAUUUUUGCUGUACAAUGUGCCUUAUCAUUACAAUACUUCAACAAAUGCCAGGCGUUCUUCGACACGUUAUUGUUCCUUUAUUCCUUAUCGUACAAUGUGAUUUUGUUGGUACUUUUUCUCUGCAUUUCGCCACUGAUCUAUCAAUCCCAAAGGAAUUACAGAGAAGGGAAGUAUUUUGCCGUUUCUGCGGUUUGUAUGACGGCAGCUUGGAUUUUUUGGAUUUUGGGAUACGUGUUUCUGGGACCGGAAUGGAGAGACCCGAUGGUAUGCCUGGGCUUGGUCAGUACAGCAAGUAUAUUGGUCGGAGCUGUUUUGAUUCCUAGAACAUACUUGAUGACUGUGUCGGCCACGAGGAAUAAAAUAACAAAUGCUCUUCCAACUCUACAAACUUCGUCUAGUAUCAUGGAUAUUUACAAAGCGAGCACGCAGCCGAUCUACGAUUGCGUGAAUAUAUCAUCCAUCAAUAAUCCCACAACAACCCAGCCAAAAGUAAGGAACAAUUCAGUCGACGAAAAAUAUUACAAGUGCCCAUCUCCUGAUAAUAAUUUUGAAAUAGAAUCCACCAUGACUGAUCAGGCAGAAAAAACAACAAGAUUUUAAUUAGUUACCUACAUAAAAUAAACCUAAAAAAAUAAAAAUACUGUGGCAAAGCAAACACCAUAGAAUCUUUGGAAUGUUAAUUUGCAAUAAGACCCCGAGAUAAAAAUGUUCAGUCUCUGAGAGUCUCUGAAAGCGAGACUCGAGUC